UGAAGGGGCUGCCUGGCUGCCUCCGUGCCCCAGCAGCUGGGCCUCUAGCUUCUGGGCUGCUUUGCAAAAGACCUGGAGUUGCUGGGAGCCAGCGCGCCCCUGACCGCCUGGAACGCAGAGGCAUGAUCGCUCCUGGAGUCCUCCCAGCUGCCGGUGCUGCCCACGCCUCCCAGCUCGUCCUCCUGUGGAAGUUCAGGGGCUCCUCCCUAGACACCGACUUCAUCGCUCUCAAGAGCCUGAGGAACCUGAGCAACGCACUGGGCACCCAGUCCCGCUACUUUUUCCACGAGGCCUUCCUGGCGUUCAGGCGCAGGCACGGUUUUGAAGCGCUAUGCACAUGCGACCUCGUGGCUGGAUUUGGAGCCACCAGGGACCGCAGCUGCUCAUGCGGGUCUUCAAGAAGUGGUGCUCCAUCCACGACCUGGACAAGAGCCAGGCAUGUCACAGAGACACUAUUCUGCCCCACCAGACCUUCUACCCCAGAAGGGCUUCCAGGACCUCAGCCCUGAGGAUUUGCCCUGGCUGCUCAGUGCCACCUACGCGGUCCAAGGGUAGAACAGGAAGAUCCAGGGCAAGUGGCACCACGCAGUCACUGCUGGCGCAGCUCCAGGUCCUCUACAGCCCCAGGACACACGAGGCCAUGAAGAUGAAUCUGUCAGUAUUUCGGUUGCUGGAAAGGGAAUGACUGAGGAUGGACAGAUCACAGCUGCAGAGUUCCCUGCUCCUCUGCCAACUCAGGGCUCUACCUACACAUGUGUAGCCCCUGGGAGGAAGA
Messenger RNA from Tupaia belangeri chinensis (Chinese tree shrew), 775 nucleotides. RefSeq names its product lactosylceramide 4-alpha-galactosyltransferase. The coding region runs from base 332 to 685 and encodes 117 amino acids. The record is from RefSeq and is a predicted model, not a curated record. The transcript is spliced from 2 exons. Gene Ontology annotation, biological process: glycosphingolipid biosynthetic process. Gene Ontology annotation, molecular function: galactosyltransferase activity. Lineage: Eukaryota; Metazoa; Chordata; Mammalia; Scandentia; Tupaiidae.